Aegilops tauschii subsp. strangulata is the source of this 423-nucleotide messenger RNA. Lineage: Eukaryota; Viridiplantae; Streptophyta; Magnoliopsida; Poales; Poaceae. The record is from RefSeq and is a predicted model, not a curated record.
AUGGCGAAGGAAGGUAGGGCCGGCGGCCUCGACCUGGAAAUAGUUUGGAUCGCCGACGUGCCAGGAGGAGGAGGCGGCCUCGCAGCGGAAGUAGGCAAGGGCCCGGCGUGCCGGCCUCGCACAGGAAGAGGCAGGAUCGCCGGCGGGCCAGGAGGAGGUGGGGUGGGGAGGGGCGGCAGCGGCGGCCUCGCGCCGCCGGAAGCAGGCAGGGGCGCCAACUGCCGCGCGCCUAAAGGAGGCUUGGGGGCGGCGGUGCGCCGGGCGGAGGCAGGUCGGCGGCGCUGGUGCCAGGAGGAGGCGGGGGAGGCGGCGCCAGGAGGUCGAGCGACGGCGGGAUCUGGCAGAGUGGCGCACGGGGUUACAUGCGCCGGCGGCGGCGGUUCUGAGGGCUGGUGCCGACGGGUCGGUGUGCGGAAGGAAUAG